Rhineura floridana is the source of this 6134-nucleotide messenger RNA. It is a transcript of the gene ZNF692, whose product is annotated as zinc finger protein 692. The coding region runs from base 454 to 2064 and encodes 536 amino acids. The record is from RefSeq and is a predicted model, not a curated record. Lineage: Eukaryota; Metazoa; Chordata; Lepidosauria; Squamata; Rhineuridae. Gene Ontology annotation, biological process: regulation of transcription by RNA polymerase II. Gene Ontology annotation, cellular component: chromosome; kinetochore. The transcript is spliced from 13 exons. Gene Ontology annotation, molecular function: chromatin insulator sequence binding.
UAUUUCGCUGCUCUGACUCCUGUGUGUAAGCGAGCGGGGGCGGGGGGAGAAAUUAUCACUCUUAAAGGGGCCACGGUGCCAUGGGGUGGGCCCACCUUCCCUGUAUCAAUCGGGAACCCGCAACUGUAAGAACAGCGCUGUCCGCACCAACGAGGAUGGAGUCGUUGACGACGAGAAAUCUUGUGCUUCAGACCAAAGCCUGAGCAAAACGACAAACCUGCGUUCAUUCCAUCGGUCCCUGGUUGAAAGGUGUCCAUAUGCUUUAUUGUCCUCCCCUGACUUCUACACACAGAGAACUAUCAUAAGGAUGAAGCAGCAAGAAUUCCUGAGCUCCCUUCUUCCCAGAUCAGGUUGUGAUGACAACGCGGGUGUGUGUGUGUGAGACUGCAGUCACUAUUACAAAUCCAGUGUGGGUUGGUGAAGAUCCUUUGCCAAAGGUAAGGUGACUUUGAGAUGAUGGAACAUGGGCGCCAGGGCCGUCAGCGGGCCUCCGAAAUGAUUCGCAAGCAAAAACGCAAGGAGCUGGAUGCCCGGCGCAGCAAGUGCCGCAUCCGUAUUGGCAGCCACCUGGAGCAAUGGUGUCAGCUCAAGGAGCAACUGGGUUUCUCUUUGCACUCCCAGCUUGCCAAGUACCUGCUUGACAGGUACAGUUCACAAGGCUCAGCUCUGAAAACAGGACCGAAUAUCUCCAAUGUUAUCCCCAGCCCUCUUCCUUCUGAUGCACUGCAGCACCUUGUUGUCCUUUCUCACAAUCACAGCCAGGAAUGUGGCUUCAUCCCUAACGUGAAGUCCGCAUUGCCGGAGCAGGAAGGAAUCCCAGAUAGCAUGGUCUGGGAGUGCCUGGCUGGCCACACCUUCUCUUGGAGCCCCCCCACCCCACAGACCUGCACGCUGCCUCCCCGCAAAGCAGCCUCCAGAUGUCAAGAGGAGAAAGCAGUGAGUUCCAAGCCCAGCCCCCCACCCUCCCCCAUCAUCAGACGCCGGCGCUCCCUCCGCAGGGCAGCAGCAGCCCAUGCCUUUUCCUUAGCGCUUGCUUCCAACUCACCAUGUCCAGUGGACGAGGCAGAGCCACCUUCCAAAGAGGAUGGGGAGGGCAGUGCAGACAGAGAGAGAACAGCAUGCUUGUCUCCCGGCAGUGGAACAGGCCCGUGCGAGGAAUUGCUGAGUGGCAACAACGCUGAUGAAACAGAUUCUUCCUCUGAAGAGAUUCCAGCUAGCACAGAAGUCACAGAGCCUGUAAGCAUCUUGACUCCACCAGAGGGGAUGCCUGAAUCAGUGCCUGAGCCACCAGAGCAGGAAGAUGACGAAAGAGAGGAUUUGGCAGAGGAAGACAAUCUGGUGUACACAGAUGACCUGCAAGAUGAAAAUUAUCAUCCUUCCCUAGACAGCUGCAAGAAACGGGCCCAGCCAUGUGAUGAGGAUGUGGCCCAGAUUGGUCCAAAGAGAAUCAGGAAAGCAGCCAAGCGAGAGAUCCUCCUCUGUGACUACGAUGGCUGUGGGAAGAUUUUCUCCAACCGCCAAUACUUGAAUCACCACAAGAAAUAUCAGCACGUUCACCAAAAAACAUUCACCUGCUCUGAACCCAGCUGCGGCAAGUCCUUCAACUUCAAGAAACACCUUAAGGAGCACGAGAAACUGCAUAGCGAUAAAAGGGACUACAUAUGUGAGUUCUGUGCUCGCUCCUUCCGAACUAGCAGCAAUUUGAUCAUCCACCGACGAAUCCACACUGGAGAAAAGCCCUUACAGUGUGAGAUCUGUGGAUUCACCUGCCGCCAGAAGGCCUCCUUGAACUGGCACAUGAAGAAGCACGAUGCAGACUCCUUUUAUCAGUUUUCCUGUGACCUCUGUGGCAAGAAGUUUGAGAAGAAAGACAACGUCACUGCGCACAAGAGCAAGAGUCACCCAGAGGUGGUCACUGGGCCUCCCCAGCCUGUGCAGGAGCCUCCAGUCCUGGGCCACCCACUUGCUAUGGAGCAGCUGGAAAACCCCAUCCAGAGCCAGCCUGGCAACACAGAGAGGAGAGUGGAGGAGUCUGCCCUUGUCAUCGCAGUCACAAUCAAGUAAUUGGACUAUGCUAAUCGAGAAGCAAAAUGGCAAAGAGGAUUCCUGGCAAAUCCUGUUAGCAACGUAAAUAGACUCUGGGGACUUAUUCUCAGUUGCAGAGUACCAAUAAGGAUGCAAGACUGAGACUCCAGAUGGGGGUCCAGAAAGCCUUGAAGCCAGGUAGCAGUGUCUCACCAAGCACACUUCUUCAGCACAGCUCCUUUUUGACUCAGUACUUGCAACACAAGACAGUUGUGGGCUCAGCGUUACUUAGUUACAUGAUGAGUAAGAGUAGUCCAGUAGGAAUCCCUUGGAAGUUUUAACUUUGUGGUGAUUGGAUCCCAAACCUCUGUUCAGACUCCAAGUAUGAGAGGAACUAAGGAGGUCUGGAUAGCUACUACACGUACCUCUGAAGUUCUCACUUUGCUUGGAUAAUAGCUCUGGAUUUAGCUUGCAUGGACUGAUGAUGAUGAAAGAUGUGUAGUGUCCUGUUGUUGUUUUUAAAUCAUUUUCCUUUUGGGAACCUUAAAAGAUGCCAGUGUCCCAUGUGGCCAUCCUUUCCCCUUUUUUCCGUUCAUCAAACUGAUCAGUUUGUCUGUGUUUCUUCUGGGAUAUGAUUGAGAAAGCCAGUCCUGCUGCCUAAGAUCAUGUUAGUUGAGAGCCAAGGCACCAAACAAGGGGCCUUGAACAUGCAAGGUAUGGGCUUGCUAUAGAACCGUGAUCAGAGCUGGAGAUAUUGUGUGCUAAAGAUAUCAAAAUUCUGCUGAUUUUGCAACCAGUAUAAAUUAUGCACAUCUUUAUGUACUUAUUUUACAAAAUUAUGUUUUGCUAGUCUUGGAGAUGGACUGUUCUGGGGAGAUGGCAAGGAGCUGUACAGGGCAAUUCAGACCUGCCCCAGCUGCUGGAAAUCUUAUGCUUCGGGGCUCCACAGGCACUGCCCACCGACUCUCAACCCUAUUUUUUUUAGCAAGUUUCUAGUCCUUGUUGAUGCAUAGAGGCUAGAAAGAAUUUUGUGGUUAUUUUUAUUGAAAGUUGAAGUUCUCAGAAAACUAGAUUCUGCAGCCAGUUCCACACCCUGCAUUUUUUCCUCUGCUUAUGUAUUGUUAUAAAAUACACACUGUUCUGGCUAUCGCCGCUUUCCAUGCCUGCCUAGCUUGCACAGCUCUUUAAUUAUUUUGUGAGACGCUAAUAGUUUAGCCUUCACUGGUCUGUUCUCCACAGCCAGUGAGAUGUUUCACAUCAUCCAGCUUGAAACUGCCGUUUUUUUCUUUAUCAUCUGGAGACAUCUUGCCAUAACUCAUAGAAUUUUCUAACAAUAAGGACUUGGCAGGAGGGAAUUUGUGGUUCAAAACUUGAAGAAAACAAAAUUGCUAUCUAGAUACCGGGGGGGGGGGAUCCUGGCCUUUGCGGCACUCUUGACUUUUCAUUCCUGAUGUGCCGUAUUCAGGGACCUCUGGGCUGGAACCGAUGUUCCUGCUUCUUUUUGGAUAUUCUUGUCCUUCAACCUAGGAUGAAAAGCAGCAGCAGCAGCAGCAGCCUGCAAACUCUCUGAGCUUCAUUAUCCAGGGCAGAUUCCGAUGAGCCAUCUCACAUGGCAAUAACUGCAAGGCAGCUUUGUUCCUCCUCUCGACUGUCUCAAGGCAAGAAAUCCCGUGAUGAAAAUGUCAAGAUAAUCAUAUAAAUAACAUAGGAGUCUGGAUCUACCUUUUCGAGGAGACCCAGAUUGCAUGCGUCCUUGAUUUAGGAAUUAUUGGUCUAGCUCACUCCUACUUUUGACCCAGAAGAAGUGCUAGGCUGCCAUAAGAUAGAUUCAUUGAAAGACUCCUGUAAGGCGCUGUGCAUGCAUCAUCUGAGGAUAAGUAAUUCUGCUCUUGCUGCAACAGCUGUGAUUGCCUGUUUUCACUCAAAGGAGGGUACUGCAUCUCUGCACAAGCUGCUUCUUUGAGCAUGUCUCCUGAGGUGUAUGGCGGAAAUGGUUCCUAUAAUACUGCAUUCAGAAAAUAAGUAUGUAUUAGCUAUCUUAAUUUUGGGAAAUAGUGGUCCAGCAUGUACAGUAUGCAAAGCACAUUAUCAUUGCCUUUUCUUCACAGUUUAUUGGAGCGUUCUGUGAAGGAGCACUGUAAUUCCCAUAUUGAUGGAGAGUUCAUGGCUGAAAGAGAAGGCCAGGCACAUAAUGAAAUGAUGGUUGAGUGCAGAUUUAAGCCCACCCUAUGGACUUCACCAUUUUAAGUCACACACAGAGUGAACCCUGGGAAUUGUGGUCUUGUGUAGUUGUAAGCCACUCUGGAAUUGCAUUUGCAACAAAGAACAAAAUGUAUUUUGCAUAUCUGAGGGGUAGCAUCUCAUACAAAGAGUUUUCAGCUACCCUGCAAAUAUAUCACUUGUGUGCACCAUGCACAAAAUAAAAGUCUAAAUCCUGAACUAGGAUUAACCCAGAUUUUGACACUGAAAACUGAGUUUUGCAACCGGUAUAAAUUCUGCACAUAUGCAUUGCUUUGAUUUUCAAAAUUUUAUUGUGCUUCUGCUAACCAUGGGAAUGGAGAAGGAGUUAUAGGGAGGACUGAAGUCUUACCCUCUGGCAAUCUUAUUCAGCAGCUCUUCUUGCUUUAGAGACAUGAGAGAUCAUACGGGCAACCCUGCUAGAUCAGAUCAAAGGCCUAUUUAGUCUAGCAUCUAUUUUUCAUAGUGGCCAGAAAACUAUGGAAAGCCCGCAAGCAGGACUUGAGGGCAAUAAGUCUCUCCUGCUGCUGAUCUGCAGCAAAUGGUAUUCAUAAGCAUGGCGCCUCUGACCCUGGAGGUGGUAUAUAAACCAUCAUGACUAGUAGCCAUUGAUAGCCAUAUCCUCCAUGAAUUUGUCUAUCUUUACCAGACAUUGCACAUACACUAGAUUUUUCAGCCACGAGAUUUUAAAAUAAAGUUGGAGCUGAAUUCUGUGAUUUUUGUGCACUUGCUUAGAAUUGCAAAAUAUCACACAGCCCUGUCUGGUUUUCCCUGAAUUCCUCAUACUAGGUUUUGAUUAUGUCUCUGCAAUCAGAGUAAUUGGGUGACUCUGAAUCAGUCACUUUCUCCCUGGCUAAGUGGGGAAACCUCCACAUAUGCUGCUCUCAAAUCACUGGAAGAAGAGUGUGGUAAAUAAAUGAAUUUGGUUUAAAAGUCCAGAUGUCUCAUAUGUCUGCCAAACUGAAAUCAACAUUAGCCCUCAAUCUUAUCAGCAAGUGACAGGGCUUUAGAAUCCUUCCUCUCAACACAGCAUAAUUAGGUAAGUAAUAUCUCUUCAUCUCAGUCAUAAAAUAAUCUCACAAUUUGAGAAGACAAAUUAGUCAUGAGUGAUUAAAUCUUACUGGGUUUCAGGUGGACUUAAGCAUGACUGGCAUGGAUCUAAAGAAAGUUAAAUAUCUAGUCUCAGGGUUGCAGAGACAAACUUAUAGUGAUUAGCCAUGAGAAUUUAAUAGAGCCUCUAUGUUCAAAGGCAGUAUACCUAUAUGCUGGGGACUGGGAAGAGGGGAGGGCUGUUGCUUUCAUACUUGGCUUGCAGGCUUUCCGGAGGAUUCAGGAUGCUCAGCUAGACUCCUGGUUACUCCCUUGGUGAUCAACAGAAAGCUAAUGCGCUAACAAUUCUUGUUUUCAACCAGGAAAGUUGCAUAAUCUGAAGCCAAGUUCAGUGGGAAAGAUGUCAUCUCUAGCAACACAGAGUACAAGAGGCUUCAUUCUACGGCUCAUCUUCAUCAAAUUAGUGAAAUGUUUUAACCCACAGCCAUUUACUGAAAUACAACUAAAAAUAGUUUCAUUCUAAAACAGACUUAAGUUAAAAGUUUUAAACUUUUAACCCUCCUUUGAAAACAAAACUGAUUUUAUUUUCCUAAUUGAGGUAACACCCUGUAAUGCCAAAACUAGGUGUUUGCUGCUGUUUUGAGUUCCUCUUUGGGGCUGACAAGUUGCAAAAUAUUUAAAAUUUGUAGGUAAUUGUAAAAUAUAUUGGGGGAGAGGUUGUCCAUGAGAGUUGUAAAUAAAAAGUGAAAAGGAAAAUAAUCUUGACAGAUAUUUGUUAAUAAAAUAAUGUUGAAUCUAUUUUAACAUUUUAUUUGAGAAAA